Sitophilus oryzae (rice weevil) is the source of this 1246-nucleotide messenger RNA. RefSeq lists its product as uncharacterized. The record is from RefSeq and is a predicted model, not a curated record. Gene Ontology annotation, cellular component: nucleus. Bases 1 to 951 code for a protein of 316 amino acids. The transcript has 3 exons. Lineage: Eukaryota; Metazoa; Arthropoda; Insecta; Coleoptera; Curculionidae.
AUGGAGCAGGAGAGGAAAAGAAUUAAGUCUAAUCCAAUAACACCAAGACAAAAAGAAAUAUUGGUAGAAUUUAUUUCUGCACGAAAAGAAAUGUAUACUGGAAAAUUAACUCCAAUGUAUACCAGAGAAAAAAUGUUAAAAAACUGGCAGGAGAUAACGAAUAUCCUAAAUUGUGUUCCGGAAGGCCCUGCCAAAGAUUGGAAACAAUGGAGAAAGAGCUGGGUGGAUAUAAAAAAGAACACGAAAUCAAGACAUUCUGACCAAAAGAAAUAUAUGGCUGGCACUGGGGGUGGUCCACCACCUUAUCUUCCACCUGAUGAUCUUUCCGGAAUCGAAGAAAAGGUUUUAAAUAUUAUCACACCAGUUGCAAUUAGUGGCAAUAAAAAUAUUUUGGAGACAGAGGCCGUGUUUAAUUUUGAGAGUGAUGACAUCUUUGAAAAUACUGAUGAUGUAAACCUCGAUAUAAGCCAUCAAUCAAACACCACAGAUUAUAUCUUGGAAGAAAAUAUCCCAGACUUAGAGUCUAUUACCAGGAGUUAUGCGAGUGAAUAUGCUAACACGUCUACUUCUGUUAAAAGCAACAAUGGCCAUGAUUAUUGUCUUACAGAAAAUCACAAGCCACAAUCACCUUCAAUGAAGUUUGGAGUUGAUGGGGAAAAGACAAAAACUUCAAAGGUGAGUUUUAGCCGCCAAAAAAGGACUAAAAUUGGCAGGCUGGAGUAUUCAUUAAGAAAUAAUGAUAGAUUAUUGAAAUUAACUGAAGAAAACAAUAAUUCUGAAAAAGAAUACAAACAAAGAAAACUGUUGCUGUUGGAAAAUGAUUCAUUACAGAAAAGUGGGUACUAUGACCGAAAAGCUCUGGCACUUGAAACCAUUGCGAAUGCUCACAAACAAAUUGCAAUAGACAUUCAAGUUAUUAAAAAUGCGAUAACACAAAGUCAAAAGCAAUAAAAUAGUUUGUUAUUAAGACUGUUGUAGAAUUGUUUUGUUUAGUUUAUUCAGAAGGAUCCAGCACAGUUUACCAUUACAAUUAGACAUAUUUUACCCUUACCCAGUGCCGGGUCCUAAAGUUUAUUAUUUAGUUUUUAGUCUUAACUCUUUCAUGUUUAGAUAUCCUUGAUCUCAUUUUUUGUGAUUUUCAUUUUUCAUAAAACUUCAUUAUAUGCAUAGAUAGGCAUACUUAAUACCUAUGUAAAUAUUUCUUAUGUUAAUAAAGGUUUUUUUUAAAAGAUUUUAUUUGGUUUUA